GUUAUGGAGUGGUGGUGGAAGUUGAAUGUGGGGUAGUUUGUUUUUGUUAAUUAUUGUAUAUUCAGAUGUCUUAUAAAUAACGGGCUGUCGUAAGCCUAUAUUCAUGCAUUAUGGUUGAACCGGAACAAUUUUUUUCAGCAAAUUCUUAAAACCAAAUGUGUGUUCAGAUGAUGUAUUUUAAGGUAUACAAAAAAAAUCUGUCUAGUUCAGGUGUUCCAGCACAUAGAAAGAACAUACGCAUGUUAGACCACUGAGUCCGUAUAAUACUCUGCCGAUAACAUAUUUACGAAGUGCUGAACAUACCAUUACAGACCUGGGAUUAAGGCUUUCAUAGGAAUAAUGGAAUUCACAUCUGAAGGCGUGGAGAAAGCUGUGACAGUAUUUUACACAUCUCGCACUUCAGAUCAAGCAGAGGCACAUCGUUGGUUAACUGAAGCUCAGGCAUCUACUACAGCAUGGAAAUUUGUGUGGGAGCUGUUGGAUCCGUCAAAGCUAACAGAAGUGCAGUUUUUUGGUGCUAUUACAUUGCAUUCGAAGAUAGUGAAGUGGUGGCAUGAAAUUCCUAUUGAUCAGUAUACUCCUCUGAGGAACCAGAUUUUAGGUUCCAUUGCGUCUCAUUGCAGUGGUCCAAAAAUAGUUCUCAGUAAGCUUUGUGCAGCUCUGUCUGCUUACAUUAUUAAUGUUACGCCUGAGCAUUGGCCCAAUCCCAUCAAUGAACUUAUACAGACAUUUCUGACACCUUCCACAACUGUCCCAGCCGAACGAACAGCUUGGAUUCUGAUGGAAAUUCUUACCAUGCUACCAGAUGAACUGAAUAAUUCUCGUAUUGGUGCCCAACAGAAAGGAGCAGUACUGGCGUGUCUUCGUGAUAGUGUUCAUAGAGUGGUGGAAGUGGUAAGACACUGUCUUUCUGAUGCUAGUUUUCAAAAUGCAAAUGAAGUAAAAGAGCAUGCUGCAUCAUGUGCAGUAUCUUGGCUGAGAAUAGGAAUGCCAAUUGCCGCAUGUGAAGGCUUGGCUUUGGAUUUAUUAAACAUGGUGUUACAAAAUGCAACCAGCGAUGAUUAUACCGAAAGUUCACAAAGUCUCAUAGAAGCUGCCCUAAACUGCCUCGAGUCCCUGGUUACGCACCCUGAUACACAUCUAAACCCAAAACAUGUCCAGCGCCUCAUGGAAGAAAUUUUGAAGUUAGAAGUUUUGUUGGGUCCUAAAUGGCAUUCUGCUGACGAAGUUGUAACAAGUAAAAUUUACAGACUGUUUGUAGGAAUGGGGGAAUGCCACUCUAAAUUGAUUCUACGUCUAUUAUUACAACCAGGCAGCUCUAAAGUGUUGGGCAGCAAAAUCGUCGAAAAUAUUCUGCGUGCUACCAGUAUUCAAGGUGUCUAUCCAGUAGAAGAAUGUAUAAGUGUACAUUCAUUAGGGUUUUGGUACAUUUUACAGGAAGAUGUGCAGCCCAUGGAGGGAGAUGAGAGGACUGAUUGUAUAACUGUGCUUUCACCAAUAUACUGCACAUUGGUUGAAGUAUUGCUGAAAAAAUCUGCUCUUCCACCUGAUAUAGAUGAAUGGAACAGUGAUGACCGAGAGAAACUGAGAUGGUAUAGGCAAGAUGUUGCCGACACACUAAUGUAUUGCUAUCAGAUACUACAUGAUCAAAUUCUGGAGUUACUCCUUCAUGACCUUUCUGCAAGAGCUACAGAAUUUGAAGAGUCGUGGCAGCCUGUUGAAGCAAAUUUGCAUGCUUGGAUGGCUAUUGCAGAAUUGGUGCCAAAUGUGAAACCACAGAUUGGGUCAUUUUUUAUGAUUCUACAAAACAUACCGAUUAGCAAGAGUAAUAUAAAAGUUUUUAAUGCAGCAAUUGACUGUAUGGGUGCAUAUGCAGACUGGAUUAACAUCAAUCCAUCUUUCUUGUCAUAUGUCAUUCCCACUGUCAUGUCUGGCUUGGAGAACACUGAAUCAGCACCUUCUUCCUCAAUGGCUUUGAAAGAUUUAUCAAGGGACUGCCAGUUAACAAUUCAGCAGUAUGCAGAUAAUAUCAUCAGAUGCAUUCAGGCAGCCAUCAUCAGUGGAAGUCUAGGACAUGCUGAAAAUAUUAGACUUAUGUAUGCCUUGGGUCGUUUGCUGUCACCAAUGCCAUUGGAGAAGAUAAUGAUGUAUUUGAAUGAAAUACUUGUUCCUUGUGUUAGAGAAUUGGAGAUCCUGGCAAAUUCUGAGGAUAAAGGAAUGCAGACCUAUAGUGACAUCUUGCUGAGACUUAAGAUGAUGAGCACAAUUUUUGCAACUCUAGACACCAGUGCUGUGAGAGGAGGAGCUCUAAAGUCUGAUGAUCCUCAGCCUGUUCUUCUCAUUUUGGAGAAGGUUUUUCCAGUUUUGGAAACUAUAACAUGUAAAUGGUGUACUGAUGAAGAAAUUAUGAAGGCAAUGUGUACGCUGCUAAAACAAGCUGUGUCAACACUGCUCGAGAAAUUUGAAAUAGUUUUACCACCUGUUGUGAACAUGCUUAUGAAAAGCUUUCGUGUUCGUCCUCAGCCAUCGGUUCUUGAACUGUUGCAGCAGAUUGUGAUCCUGUUUGGCAGAGAUACAGAACAUACACAGAUGAUUCAUUCACUUGUCACAGACAUUUGCAGGAUAUCAAUGACUUUCUGCUUUUCUUCUCCAUCCACAUCAGAACAUUGUGAUGUGAUAGAAUCAUUUUUUAACCUUCUGUCACAACUUAUAAAGAAAAUUCCUAAGCUGUUCCUUAUGAUGGAUGUCGAGGAAGUGAAGGGGUUCUUCAGGAGUGGUAUUGAAAGCUUGCAGCUACCUGAGACUCCUGUGCUGAAAUCUAGUGCAACAUUCCUCAAAUGUUUUAUUAAACAAAGUUGGGAGUAUGUACACUUCUCUACCAUUGUCAAUGACUGUGGCGAAGCACUAGUACAGAGAAUUCUGUUGUGCAUAGGAGGAAACUGCCCAAGAACCAUGAUAGAUCAUCUGGCUGAUCUGUUAAUGAUGCUCAACAGAAAACAAACGGAAAUGUUUGCUCGAUGGCUUACUGACAAUGUGUCAGCAAUUGAGUUCCCAGGGCACGGUGUGAGUCAGAAUGCAAGAGCACAGUUUGUACAGAUGGUUUUGAGGGAAAGAGCCAACAAGCGGAAGCUACAAGAAAUUGUGAGAGGAUUCACAUUGAUUUGCCGUGGCCUUGCUGGUACAGAGUUUGGAGGACAGUUAAUCAUUUUAUAAUGAACCAUUUCAUUGCUACAGUUUCACAUGAUGUAAGAAAGAUGCAGCUUCAAGAGAUCUAUUUUGGAUAUACUGCAUUUUUAAAGAAAGAAGAAUGAAUUAUGUUUCUCAUUUCCUAAAGGUGCUUAAGUUGAGGACUGUUGUGACUAUUAAUGUAGAGUGCGUGUGUUUUAUAAUAAAAGUAGUGACAUUUUCUAUUGAUGUAAACAGAAAAAUAGUGAAAAGAGCGAUAUUAAAAAAAACCCUAAGACAUUUACAACUAAA
This is a messenger RNA of Schistocerca piceifrons (Central American locust), 3477 nucleotides long. It is a transcript of the gene cdm, whose product is annotated as importin-13. Gene Ontology annotation, molecular function: small GTPase binding. NCBI's taxonomy places the organism in Eukaryota, Metazoa, Arthropoda, Insecta, Orthoptera, Acrididae. The record is from RefSeq and is a predicted model, not a curated record. Gene Ontology annotation, cellular component: cytoplasm; nuclear membrane. The transcript is spliced from 18 exons. Gene Ontology annotation, biological process: protein import into nucleus. The coding region runs from base 340 to 3213 and encodes 957 amino acids.